This is a messenger RNA of Vigna angularis (adzuki bean), 1971 nucleotides long. Its product is annotated as disease resistance protein Roq1-like. Gene Ontology annotation, biological process: defense response. The transcript is spliced from 3 exons. The record is from RefSeq and is a predicted model, not a curated record. Gene Ontology annotation, molecular function: ADP binding. NCBI's taxonomy places the organism in Eukaryota, Viridiplantae, Streptophyta, Magnoliopsida, Fabales, Fabaceae. The coding region runs from base 1 to 1971 and encodes 656 amino acids.
AUGGAAGAACUGCAAAAGACACUUUUAUCUGAGAUGUUAGAGGAGUCGGAAACUAAGUUGGGAAGUACCAAUAAAGGAAUAUAUGAAAUAAAACGAAAGCUUUUCCGAAAGAAAGUUCUUUUGGUUCUUGACGACGUUGACGAUAAAGAGGAGUUAGAAAAUUUGGCAGGAGGGUGUGAUUGGUUUGGUGCAGGUAGUAGGAUUAUUAUAACGACAAGGGAAAAAGAUGUCCUGAUUGCUCACCAUGUUGGAAAUAUUUAUGAAAUGAAGGAACUUGAUGAACAACAUUCUUUGGAGCUCUUUUGUUGGAAUGCCUUCGGACAAGGUUGUCCUAAAACAGGUUUUCAAGAUGUGUCUAUGCGUGCUGUAGAUUACGCCAAAGGUCUUGCACUGGCUUUAAAAGUGAUAGGCUCUGACUUAGCUACUCUUCAUGAAGAAAGUUUAGAUGCCUGGGAAGAUGCAUUGGAAGAAUAUGAGAAGACUCCUCCGAAUAAAAAGAUUCAAGAUGUGCUUAAAAUAAGCUACGAUAGAUUGGAUGAUGAUGUCAAACAAGUUUUCUUGGACAUAGCUUGCUUCUUUAAAGGGGAGAGAAUGAAAUAUGUGAAAAAGAUACUUAAGGAAUUUUGUUCAACAUCCAACAUGAAAGUACUUGUCAAUAAAUCACUCAUAACUGUCAAGAAUGACAGACUGAAGAUGCAUGAUCUAAUACAAGAUAUGGGUAGACAGAUUGUUAGACAGGAAGCACCAGAUAAUCCUGGAGAACGUAGCAGAAUAUGGGAUUAUGAAGAUGUCAUUGAAAUACUAACAGAAGAUUUAGGAAGUGAUAAGAUUCAAGGGAUUAAGCUAGAUCCUCCUAAGCAAGCAGAAGUAAUAUGGAGUCGCACUGAGUUUGGGAAAAUGAAAUGGCUCAGAAUUCUCAUUGUUCGAAACACAUCAUUUUCAUCUGAACUUCAACAUUUACCAAAUCAUUUAAGACUACUUGAUUGGGAUAACUAUCCUUCAAAGUCUUUCCCCCAAAAAUUCCAUCCAAAGAAAAUCGUUGUUUUCAAUUUGCCUAGAAGUUGUCUAACAUUCAAAGAGCCAUUCAAGAAAUUUUCAUGCUUGAGUAAUAUGGACUUUUCAUAUAACCAACGUAUCAUUGAAAUACCUGAUGUGUCCGAACUUCAGAAUCUAAGAGAACUGAGACUUGAUCAUUGUAGAAACCUAAUUGCAGUCCAUCAAUCUGUUGGAUUUCUAAAAUGGCUUUCUCAUUUAAGUGUUUCAGAAUGCACAAAACUUCAAAAUUUCCUGUCCAGAAUGUUUCUACCAUCUUUAGAAGUCUUUGAUCUUAAUCUAUGUGAAAGAAUUAGUCACUUCCCAGAGAUAAUGCAAGAAACGACAAAGCCAUUGAAGAUUUAUAUGAUAAAUACGGGUAUUCAUGAGCUUCCAGAAUCCAUUGGUAAACUUAUUGGGCUUGUUUUUAUAGACAUAUCCAAUAACAGACAACUUAAAUAUCUGCCAAGCAACUUAUUCAUGUUGCCAAAUGUUGAUUCCUUCAAAAUCAAAGCAUGUUCGAAACUUGGAGAAUCCUUCAGAAGUUUGGUGCCACACCCUUCAAAAGUCAAUGUUCGUUCGAAAUUACGAUCACUGAAUUUCCAAAAGGGUAACUUGUCUGAUGAAGAUCUUCUUGCGAUUAUUUGCUACUUUCCGAAAUUAGAAGAAUUGAUUGUUUCAGAGAACAAUUUUGUAUCUAUCCCUUCAUGCAUCAAUGAAUGUGGUGACUUGACAAGUCUCGAUUUAAAUGGAUGUAAGAAGCUUAAAAAAAUUCCAGAAUUCACUGGCUUGAGAAUUCUUGAUGUUCAUCAUUGUUUCUACCUUGAAGAAAUUUCAGAGUUGCCGUCUAUUGUUCGGAAAGUAGAUGCAAGAUUUUGUCUCAAGUUAACAAAAGAGACCUCACAUAUGCUAUGGUGUGAGGUAUCAUACUUGUUUUAA